Morone saxatilis (striped sea-bass) is the source of this 1323-nucleotide messenger RNA. Its product is annotated as glycolipid transfer protein-like. The record is from RefSeq and is a predicted model, not a curated record. Gene Ontology annotation, cellular component: cytosol; membrane; cytoplasm. NCBI's taxonomy places the organism in Eukaryota, Metazoa, Chordata, Actinopteri, Moronidae. The coding region runs from base 104 to 733 and encodes 209 amino acids. Gene Ontology annotation, molecular function: ceramide 1-phosphate transfer activity; ceramide 1-phosphate binding. Gene Ontology annotation, biological process: ceramide transport; intermembrane lipid transfer. The transcript has 5 exons.
UCUGAAGAGAAACGAGUUCCGGGUUCUUUCCAGCCGAGAGCUGCUCGCGACUGCUUCUGCUUUUUUGUUUGUUUGUUGUUGUUUAUAUCACGGCGUUCACACCAUGUCUCUUUUGCUGGAUAACCAAUUCAAAGAGCUGCCUCCCGACAAGUCCGUAGACACAAAGUUAUUCCUGGAGGCUGUCUCUCACCUCCCUUCAUUUUUCGACUGCUUGGGAUCAAAAGUAUUUUCAAUCAUCAAAUCGGACAUUAAUGGCAAUAUAACGAAAAUUAGAGCCGUAUAUGUUAAGGAUCCUGCAAAGUAUGUGACCCUGGAGGACAUCGUGGUGUCUGAGCGAGAAGCCCACCCAGCAGAGUGGCCUAAAGUUGGAGCAACAUUAGCUCUGAUGUGGCUGAAAAGGGGUCUCCGUUUCAUACAGAUCCUGCUGCAGAGUUUGGCAGAUGGAGAAAUGGAUGAGAACAACCCCAACCUAAUUCGGGUUAAUGUCACCAAAGCCUAUGAACAUGCGCUGAAGAAAUACCAUGGCUGGAUUGUUCAGAAGAUUUUCAAUGCAGCAUUAAUUGCAGCUCCCUACAGAUCAAACUUCCUCAAGGCUCUUUCAAAAGGGGAGGAAGUGAAAGAGGAGGACUGUCUGGAAAAUGUGCGUCAGUUCCUGGUUAAUUACACAACCACUGUAGAUGCCAUCUACGACAUGUACGGAAAUCUGAACGCAGAGCUGGACUACACUGUUUGAUGUCCCAAGGAAGGACACAACUGGACUGGAUGCGGAGGAGUGUCCUGCAGCAUUACGCUAUCUGUUAGACAAGUCCAGUUUUUAAUGGGACUGUUUUAUUUUUUUCUCUUCAGUGUGGUAUUUAUUGCUUUGAUUAUGCCUUACUUACUAUUACACUGUGUAUUUGGUCUCAAAGUACAUGCCUUAACAGAUUGUUUUUGUUCUUGUACAGAAUUUCAAGUAAUUUCCUGAUUGUCACAGCACAGCACUCUUAUGCAUAUUUAUGUUUUAUUGUGUGGUUUGCUGCUGUAUUUAUGACAUUAACAGGUGGCUUUCACCUGUUCCAUCAAGAGAAGAAUACAAGACUAACAUUAUUACAGGAAGCCAUUUUUUUUGGUUAAUGCCUCUCAUUCAGAUGUUCUCUGCCUCCUGAGCCCUGUUACCCAGUAGUCAUUUUAAAUUUUAACGACCCAUUUCAGUUGUGUAUUUAUAGCUGGAAUCCACUUAGUGCCUUGGUGUUACUAAAGAAAUACACUAUUUUCAAAUUCAGAAUUCAUAUAUUUGCAAUUGUAUUUCACCUACAAAAUAAAAUGUCUGAGUUCUGAGAUCUA